This is a messenger RNA of Recurvomyces mirabilis, 642 nucleotides long. RefSeq lists its product as uncharacterized. The transcript is spliced from 2 exons. Bases 1 to 642 code for a protein of 213 amino acids. NCBI's taxonomy places the organism in Eukaryota, Fungi, Ascomycota, Dothideomycetes, Mycosphaerellales, Teratosphaeriaceae. The record is from RefSeq and is a predicted model, not a curated record.
AUGCGUUCCUUUGCCAUCCAGUCCGUAAGGUCUCUCAGGACGAUCCGUACCACAUCAGCCUCGGAGCCGUUCUUGAGCACCAGAUCAGCAAGCAGGGUAUCAACGCCAGCGAGCCAAGCGAUCUCGGAGACUGCUAAACAAGAGGGAGGCACCGUGAAGGGCUCUACCUCCGCUCAGAUGCAGAGCGAGGUUGGGAAACAACAGAAUUUCGAGCAGGCUGCGCAGGAGGUCGGCAGUAAGAUGCAGAAUGCACCAGACCAGGUCACACAAGAGGAUGCCGCAUACAUCCAUUCGAGGGAGGGUCGAGUCCUUGGUCGAUCCAACCCACCACCAGGCUCAAUCACCUCCGAAGCUGAGGCAUUGGCGGCUGCUAACGAAGGUCGACCGAACACCGGGAACGCCAGCCAGGCCACGGCCCCAGGUUCAAACAGCCAGUCUGCGCAGGAUCGCUCAGACAAUUUCGAGAAGGCCUCAGCGCAGGUAGGCCAGAAGAUGGCGACGGAUCCCGAGUCCGUCACGAAAGGAGAUGGGGAUUUGCUGCAUUCCCGAGAACAGCGUGCUUUCGGGACUACUAGCAAGGGCGGCAUUGCCAGUCAAGCACAGAGUCUGGCGCGGGAGAACCAGGAGAAAGGAACAGCUUGA